AUGGCAGUAAGGGGGCGCGGCUGACGUUCAGCAGUGUUUCCGGAAAGAUGGCUGCUGUGGACGCUGCUGAGGAAUCGGUAGCGGUGGUGGCGGCUGUUGAGGCAAAAGCAAAGGACGAAGAGGAGGAGGAAGAGGAAUUGCUGUCACCAUGCGAGGCGGUGCGCUGGGCCCCAGUAGGGGCGGUGGCCGAGACCGGGCCUGGGGUGUCUGCAUUUUCGGAAGAGGCAGCAGCCGAGGAGCCCGGCACGGCCCGGGGUUCCCCGCCGGACUCGCCCAGCUGUACCUUGCGGCGGUUGCGGGCCGAGCGGCGGCGGCUGGAUUCUGCGCUACUCGCGCUGUCCUCGCACUUCGCGCAGGUGCAGUUCCGCCUGCGCCAGGUGGUGCGGGGAGCACCAGCGGAGCAGCAGCGCCUCUUGCGCGAGCUGGAAGAAUUCGCCUUCCGCGGCUGCCCUCACGUCCUGGGUUACGAGGGGCCCGGGGACCCUGCCAGUGACGAGGGCGGCAGGCUGCCCGGGGACCGGCCACGGUUGAGGGGCGAGGACCAGGGCUUGAGUGAGCGGGAAAAACAAGAGCGUCUGGAAACCCAGAGGGAGAAACAGAAGGAACUGAUAUUACAGCUCAAGACUCAGUUAGAUGACCUGGAAACAUUUGCCUAUCAAGAGGGCAGUUAUGACUCCCUGCCUCAAUCUGUGGUCUUGGAAAGACAGAGGGUGAUCAUAGAUGAGUUAAUAAAGAAACUGGACAUGAAUCUGAAUGAGGACAUCAGUUCCCUAUCCACUGAAGAGCUUCGUCAGCGUGUGGAUGCAGCAGUGGCUCAAAUUGUCAACCCAGCCCGAGUGAAAGAACAAUUGGUUGAGCAACUGAAAACCCAGAUCCGAGAUCUUGAGAUGUUCAUCAGCUUUAUCCAAGAUGAAGUAGGAAGCCCCUUACAGACAGGUGGUGGACAAUGUGAGUGCAAGGCCAGUGGGAAGACAGGAAAUGGCUCCACCAGAACAGGCAGCAGCAGACUGCCUCCAGGAAACAGCAAAAUGAAGACAGAAGAUGUGAAGAGAGUCCGGGAGACUGGGCUACACCUGAUGAGGAGAGCGUUGGCUGUGCUCCAGAUCUUUGCUGUUAGCCAGUUUGGUUGUGCCACAGGCCAGAUCCCUCAAACCCUAUGGCAGAGAGGCCAGGCCGACAGAGACUACUCCCCCUUACUGAAGAAGCUGGAGGUAUCAGUAGAUAGAGUGAAACAGUUAGCCUUGAGAUACCAGUCACAUGACCAUGUCAUCACCUCUGCCAACCUCCAGGACCUCUCUCUGGGAGACAAGGAUGAGCUGACCACGGCUGUGCGGAAGGAACUAACAGUGGCAGUGAGGGACCUGCUGGCCCAUGGACUGUAUGCCUCUUCCCCUGGGAUGAGCCUUGUCAUGGCCCCCAUUGCUUGUUUGUUGCCAGCCUUCUCCUCAGCCCCUGAGACCAUGCAUCCCUGGGAGCUCUUUGUAAAGUACUACCAUGCUAAGAACGGCCGUGCUUAUGUGGAAUCCCCAGCCCGGAAGCUGUCCCAGUCCUUUGCCCUGCCUGUUACAGGUGGCACUAUUGUGACCCCCAAACAGAGUCUACUGACAGCCAUCCACAUGGUGCUGACAGAGCAUGACCCUUUCAAGCGCAGUGCAGACUCCGAGCUGAAAGCCUUAGUGUGCAUGGCCCUGAAUGAACAGCGUCUAGUGUCCUGGGUGAACCUCAUCUGUAAGUCAGGAUCACUCAUUGAACCACACUACCAGCCCUGGAGCUAUAUGGCCCACACAGGCUUUGAGAGUGCCCUCAACCUGCUCAGUCGCCUCAGCAGCCUCAAGUUUAGCCUCCCUGUGGACUUAGCUGUGCGCCAACUGAAGAACAUCAAGGAUGCCUUUUGAUGAGACUGCCUGGACAGCUCCUCACUCUGUAGAUGUGUUAGACUUCUAGAAUAAGAGAAAGUGGUCCGAGGAGGGAUGAAAGACAUUUUUCCUAUACUCUGCUUAGGUGGCCGGCAAAAUAUUUUCCCUCCAUCAAGUUAGUAUCUUGGAAAGAUGUGCUGGAGACCCUCUUAUUUAAAAGGUUCUCACAACUGGUUGCGGUGGCAUAUGCCUAUAAUUCCAGUGACUCAGAAGGCUGAGAUAGGAGGAUCGUAAGUUCAAGGCCAGCCUUGGCAACUUAACAGAGACUCUGUCUCAAAAUAAAAACUGAAAAGGGUUGGGGAUAUGACAUAGUAGCAGAGUGCCCCUGGUUUCAAUCCCCAGUACCAAAAAAUAAAGUAAAAUAAAAAUAAAAAGGUUUUCAGAGUCGGAGGUAUGACUCAGGGGUAGAGCUCCUGCUUAGGAUAAACAAGGCUCUAGGUAAGUUCAAUAAAUAAACAAAAUUUUCUGUCUCAGCAUGCACUGCAGUGUACAUGUGGGCAUGUGUGUUUGAGCCUGUGUAAAAGGAAUCAGGGCACACAGCUAAUGUCUCAACUUAGUGUGCCAUAUCUGAUAUUUAGAAAACUUGGGUUGCUCUAAUCAUUUCAUGGCAGUAAGUGACAACAUGAAUGAAUUGUUGAUUCAGAGAUAUAUUUGUGUUGAGACUCCUGUUAGUCAAGUUGGGAACUAUCCUCCUUUAUAUGAAGCAAGUUUGAAAUUUA
Molecule: messenger RNA, 2635 nt
Organism: Ictidomys tridecemlineatus (thirteen-lined ground squirrel)
Lineage: Eukaryota; Metazoa; Chordata; Mammalia; Rodentia; Sciuridae
Source: RefSeq, a predicted model, not a curated record